UGUGGAGGUGAUCUGAUGGAUGACGAUGAGAAGGACAGGGCAAAGAGGGCUUCACGGAACAAGUCUGAAAAGAAGCGGAGAGACCAGUUCAAUGUACUCAUCAAAGAACUCAGUACAAUGCUCCAGGGCUCCACACAUAAGAUGGACAAGUCUACUGUGCUGCAGAGGACAAUCGACUUCCUGCAGAAACAAAAAGAACUCUCUGCUCAGACAGACGCUUGUGAGAUCAGACAGGAUUGGAAACCUUCCUUCCUUAGCAAUGAAGAGUUCACACAGUUGAUGUUAGAGGCUUUAGAUGGAUUUCUCAUAGCACUUAGUGUUGAUGGAAACAUUAUUUAUACCUCCGACAGUGUUUCUUCCCUGCUUGGACAUUUACCGUCAGAUCUAGUGGACCAAAAUAUAUUGAACUUCCUCCCGGAACAGGAGCAUGCAGAAGUGUUCAAGCUGCUAUCAAACCAGAUGCUAAUGACAGAGCAGAUUACUCAUGACUACUCGAACAAUCAAAAUCACAUUGAAUUCUGUUGUCAUUUGUCAAGAGGGUCCUUAGAUCCGAAAGAUCCCCCCAUCUAUGAAUAUGUAAAAUUCGUGGGGAAUUUUAAAUUUCACAAUCUUGUGCCUACAUCAUCCUGCAAUGGUUUUGAAUCAGCCAUUUCAAGGUCAUUUAGAUCUGCAGGAAAGGAACAAGUCUGCCUUGUGGCUACAGUACGUCUUGUCAUCCCACAGUUUUUAAAGGAACUGUGUAAUGUUGAGGAGCCAUGUGAAGAAUUUACAUCCCGGCAUAGCUUAGAGUGGAAGUUUCUGUUCCUGGAUCACAGGGCUCCUCCUAUUAUAGGUUACCUCCCGUUCGAAGUACUGGGAACAUCUGGAUAUGAUUACUACCACGUUGACGACCUGGGACUUCUAGCAAGGUGCCAUGAACACCUAAUGCAGUUCGGAAAGGGCAAGUCUUGCUACUAUCGUUUUCUCACAAAGGGACAGCAGUGGAUCUGGCUACAAACUCAGUACUACAUCACCUUCCACCAGUGGAACUCCAAGCCUGAGUUCAUCGUCUGCACUCACACCGUCGUCAGCUACGCAGAAGUCCGUGCAGAGAGACGGCGUGAACUGGGCCUCAAGGAGUCUACCCCUGAGAUCCUGGCUCCAUCAGUCCUGAAGACUCAAAACUGCCACAUGGAGAGCAGGCAAUGUGAGAAUGUCCAGGAUGUUUCCACAGAGAAGCUCAGCGGCAGUCGACCAUGUUCAGUGUCAUCUCCAAGCUCGUUCAAGUCCUCUUACGAUGCACUGUCUGACACUCCUUCAACUGCAUCCAAGGUGCGUACUGAAGCAAGCACGCCAUCCAGGCAAUCAGUGAACACAAGUCUGCAGGACAAGUCCGCACCGAGGUCACAGCCAAUCAGCACUCAGGUUUUGAUGACAGGGCAGCCAUCAUCUGAAGCACAUCAGCAGCUGUCUGUGCCUCCAACCACGAUCUCCACUCAACGGCCUCCUGUGACCACGUACCCAUGCCCUGCACAGCUGGGUGUAAUGCAUCAACUGAAGGAGCAGCUGGAGGAGAGGACCAGGAUCCUGCAGGCCAACAUAAAGACCCAGCAGGAGGAGCUCUAUCACAUUAAGGAGCAGCUCCAACUUGUACACGAUUCCAAUCUCCAGAUGCUGUUUCAAGAACCCAUUUCCCUUGGGCUGAGCACAUCGGAGCACCAAGUUCAAGGGUCGCAGCAACAGCAGCCAGAUGUUAUCAUGCAAAAUUCAUACCUAUCCAACAAACAAAUGCAAACUCUUGUGGAAUCUGAUUUGCAUGCCCAGCAGUUGUCUUCAUCGCAACAACUCCUCAGGGAACCAAGUGUGAAAUCAGUACCGGGAAAACAGCAGUUCAUGAAAGAAGGGCAACUUCAGCGAGCAAACGUUCAAAUUCAAUCACAAAACAAUCUGGUCGCACCACUCUUCAGUAAUCCCAUGAUGUUUACUCAGACUACGACAGGGACUUUCCCAAUUUCACUGCCUUCUGACACCAGCCGAAGCCACUCCUGUGCUGACUACGGGCAUGACCGACAGCUAAGAUAUAUCCAAGAUCAGCAGAUGCUGACGGCACUAACAAUGCAGCCAAUUAGCUGUAGCACAGUCAUUUUGCCAUCUCCAAGUUCCAUGGCUCUCCAAUACCAAGGGUUCCCUCAACACCAGCAGGCCUCCGUUCCACAGCAACAUGCCCAUCAUUCCAGACCACUCCAACAACAACAACAUUACCUUCAGCAAGUGCUGCCAAGUGUAAUGAUGCAAGGCAGCCAAUCGCAGCCACUUUUCCUGCCUUCAGCCCAACACGUUAACAUGGAAUACCUCGCACAACACCAUUCCCGUGGAACGCAGAACGCCGUGGGAACAUGCUCGGACUUGUCCAACAUCCAGCUGCCGCGGUAA
Molecule: messenger RNA, 2412 nt
Organism: Pristis pectinata (smalltooth sawfish)
Lineage: Eukaryota; Metazoa; Chordata; Chondrichthyes; Rhinopristiformes; Pristidae
Gene: npas2
Product: neuronal PAS domain protein 2
Exons: 19
Coding region: 16-2412 (798 amino acids)
Biological process (GO): regulation of transcription by RNA polymerase II; circadian regulation of gene expression
Cellular component (GO): cytoplasm; CLOCK-BMAL transcription complex; nucleus
Molecular function (GO): protein dimerization activity; DNA-binding transcription factor activity, RNA polymerase II-specific; RNA polymerase II cis-regulatory region sequence-specific DNA binding
Source: RefSeq, a predicted model, not a curated record